This is a messenger RNA of Kluyveromyces lactis, 1599 nucleotides long. RefSeq names its product allantoinase (gene DAL1). The record is from RefSeq and is a predicted model, not a curated record. Gene Ontology annotation, biological process: purine nucleobase catabolic process. Lineage: Eukaryota; Fungi; Ascomycota; Saccharomycetes; Saccharomycetales; Saccharomycetaceae. Gene Ontology annotation, molecular function: allantoinase activity. Gene Ontology annotation, cellular component: cytoplasm. The transcript has a single exon. The coding region runs from base 1 to 1599 and encodes 532 amino acids.
AUGAUACAAGCCGUCGCUUCAAACCAUGUUGCAUUCCAUGAGGGCGUAGCUCCUGGCACGAUUAUCUAUAGUGUAGAGAAUGGUAAAAUUUUGGAUGUACUACAAGGAAGGGUAGCCACCGAAAGAGAACUAAUAGGCUGUGGAUGGAAUUUAGAAUCCUAUGACAUUGUUUCGCCGUACUUAAUAAUGCCUGGAUUGGUGGACGCUCAUGUACAUUUGAAUGAACCUGGUAGAACUGAAUGGGAAGGAUUCGAGACGGGGACCAAAGCAGCCGUCGCUGGUGGUGUUACUACUGUCAUAGACAUGCCUUUGAAUGCCAUCCCACCAACAACGAAUAUUAAGAAUUUCAAGCUGAAAUUGGAUGCAGCAGAGGGCCAGCUGUGGUGCGACGUUGGAUUUUGGGGCGGGUUAGUACCGGACAACUUAGCCGAUUUGAAACCGCUAGUAGAAGCUGGCGUAAGAGGUUUCAAAGGGUUUCUUAUAGAUUCCGGUGUCGAUGAGUUUCCUGCAAUUGAUAAACGAUACAUCCAACAGGCGUUGCACUUAUUGCAAGGUGAGAAAACUAUGGUUAUGUUCCAUGCUGAAUUACAGCUACCAGAACCUGGCCACGAACACACUAUUGUAGACUAUAAUGGUGAACUGGGGACUGACAGUAAUGCCGAGAACUUGCUUUCUGCAACCAAGUCAUUAUCAUCUGUCGAACCAAAAUAUGGUCAAGUUUCGGAAUUAAUCCAACAUCACGAAGAUCAUUUGGAUUCAAUAACUACACCUCUCGAAGCCGCAGAAAAUGAAAUAUGCGACCAUUCAUUGUCCAAAAUAGAUCCAUGCGAAUACAAUAGCUUUUUAUUAUCCAGACCGGAUCAUUUUGAAACAGACGCAGUAGCAUUAAUUGUCAGUUGUUUACGCAACAGCAUCCUUCAGAAUGGGAUCGAAAAGUCACCGUUCGUUCAUAUAGUACAUCUAGCAUCGAUGGAAGCUUUACCAAUCUUGAAACGGGCUAAGGAUAUGGGACUUCCAAUCACCGCCGAAACUUGCUUCCAUUAUCUUUCAUUGGCAGCUGAAAGGGUUCCUAAAUCCAAGACUUUUUACAAAUGUUGUCCACCGAUACGUAGUGAGAAGAACAGAAAGGAACUUUGGAGAGCCUUAAGAGAAGGUCUAAUCACUUCUGUAGUAAGUGACCAUUCUCCAUGUAUACCGGAGCUAAAAGACCUCGCAAAAGGUGAUUUUUUUAGUGCAUGGGGAGGAAUUGCAUCCGUCGGGUUGGGACUACCAUUACUAUACACUAACGGUGCUUCCAUCGCUGAAAUCAUUCAAUGGUGUUGCGAGAACACCAGUAAGCAAGUUGGUCUUGAUCACAGGAAGGGUUUCCUAAGAACUGGAUACGACGCAGAUUUUGUUAUCUUCGACAUCAAUACCUAUCAGACUGUCGACAACGAUAAAGUUUAUUUCAAAAACAAACUGACAGCCUAUGAUGGGUUCAAACUGAAAGGUUUAGUGAGAAACACCUAUGUUAGAGGAAAAUUGGCUUUUGAACUUGACGGCAUGGGACAUAAUAAAAACCCUCCCGGCCAGACAAUUCUUGAACGCAGAAGAACAUGA